Protobothrops mucrosquamatus (brown spotted pit viper) is the source of this 1554-nucleotide messenger RNA. It is a transcript of the gene B3GNT7, whose product is annotated as UDP-GlcNAc:betaGal beta-1,3-N-acetylglucosaminyltransferase 7. Gene Ontology annotation, cellular component: membrane. NCBI's taxonomy places the organism in Eukaryota, Metazoa, Chordata, Lepidosauria, Squamata, Viperidae. Bases 1 to 1434 code for a protein of 477 amino acids. Gene Ontology annotation, molecular function: hexosyltransferase activity. The record is from RefSeq and is a predicted model, not a curated record. The transcript is spliced from 4 exons.
AUGCAAUCCCACCACAUCCAGGACGGGCAUAAACAUGCCUUGUAUGAGAUGGUCCUUGGUUCCCCUGAUUGGUACCCCUUUAUGCUGCCACAGCAUGAUCCUCGCAGGGGGCAAUGGCACGAUCCACGCACCGGAGUGGCAUCGGUGCGGGCCUGGCAGCGCCAGCGCCACAAGCCUCACACAGGCACUGCCGUCACUGAGAGCCUCGUGCGCAUGCUCGCUGCCCUGUCUGCAUGGAAGAAGACCAUCUACAAGAGCGUCCUUCUCUCCUUCGCGCUGGUAGUGACGGUGAUGCUGUUGCAAAAAGGCAGCGUUCCCAACCAGUUCUUUCAGAGCCAGCCUCAGAAAUCCCCUUUCUCCCAAGAGAAAACCAUCAAAAAUCAGAAGAGGGAUGAGGUGAUGUCCCUCACCAACAAUUUCUGGAAAAAGGCGGUGAACGUCCCUCCGCCCGCCGUCAAACCAACCGAGAAGGCGGUGACGUCCUGGGACGUCACGACCACCAACUGCACGGCCAACCUCAACUUCACCAAGGAGGAUUGGUUCAAAAGCCUGGAGCCCCAUUUCCAGCAGUUUCUCUUCUACCGUCACUGUCGUUACUUCCCCAUCCUCAUCCACCACCCGGAGAAGUGCAGCAGCGAGAUCGACCUGCUCAUUGUGGUGAAGUCCGUCAUAACGCAGCACGAUCGCCGGGAAGCCAUCCGUCGGACGUGGGGUCAAGAGCGAGUGCUGGGUGGGAAAAAAAUCAAGACCCUCUUCCUGUUGGGCAUUGCCUCCAAAGAAGAGGAGCGGCCCAACUACCAGAAGCUUUUGGAGUACGAGGAUCGGAUCUACGGCGACAUCCUGCAGUGGGACUUCCUGGAUACCUUUUUCAACCUCACCUUGAAGGAAAUUCAUUUCCUCAAGUGGUUCAACAUCUACUGCCACCAGGUCCGGUACGUCUUCAAAGGGGACGACGAUGUCUUCAUGAGUCCCGAGAACAUCUUGGAGUUCCUCAAGGAUCAGAAAGGAGGGGACCUCUUCGUGGGCGACGUCCUGGUCAAGGCGAGGCCCAUUCGCAAGAAGGAAAACAAGUACUACAUCCCCAACUCUUUGUACAGCAAGACGUACUACCCACCCUACGCGGGCGGAGGGGGCUUCGUGAUGGACGGCCCCUUGGCCAAGCGUCUCCACAAAGCCUCCGAAAACCGGGAGCUGUACCCCAUCGACGACGUCUACCUGGGGAUGUGUCUCGAGGACCUCCAGGUGGCCCCCGUGGCUCACACCGGCUUCAAAACCUUCGGCCUGGUGAAGAACAAGAACAGCAAAAUGAACCGGGAACCCUGUUUCUACAAAAGCAUGUUGGUGGUCCAUAAACUUCAGCCGCCCGACCUGCUCAACAUGUGGGAGUUGGUCCAUAAACAUUUGUCCUGCUCCAAGAAAGCCAACAUCCUUUAGCUCCCCCCAGUUUUGGUCAUGGAGGAAGAUUGCCAGGAGACCCCCAAGAUCCUGGUGGAAAAUUUUCUCCCCUCUUCUAAUGAAGUUGAAAGAAAGCAGGGCGACAUUGACCGAUGGGAA